Molecule: messenger RNA, 1667 nt
Organism: Micromonas commoda
Lineage: Eukaryota; Viridiplantae; Chlorophyta; Mamiellophyceae; Mamiellales; Mamiellaceae
Product: violaxanthin de-epoxidase
Exons: 1
Coding region: 1-1626 (541 amino acids)
Biological process (GO): xanthophyll cycle
Molecular function (GO): violaxanthin de-epoxidase activity
Source: RefSeq, a predicted model, not a curated record
AUGCAGGCUGCGGCCAUCUCGCGCGCCGUGAACGCGCCAGCGGCGCGACCCGCGCCGUCCCGGGCGAACCGCGGCGUGCCGAAGCGGUGCGUUCGGACGAUCAUCGCGCGCGGAGUUCCCUCCGUCUCCACGUCUCCUGGAAGCGCGCCAAUCGAGACCGGCGCCGUGCUGUCCCCGACGCUCGUGGACAACCCCGCGGAGUACGCCGAUCGCAAGGUUAAGCUCGUCGCGAUCGUCCCGGGGAACGGCGCCAAGUCGUUCCUCCCGUUCCCUCCCGGCCUGCCCCAGUACGGCGCGGGUCCCGACUGGAUGGAGGUGAUGGGCCACAUGGCGAUGAGGCUCACGUGGGUGGACCCGGGCUUCUCCAUGGACGUCUUCGCGCACGACGCCCCGAUGGAGGACAUCAAGGCAUCCGCGAGGGACGCGGAUGUGUUUGUGUGCGUCGACAUCCAGGAUAAGGCCCUGGCGUCUGAUCUGGCCUCGGCGCUCUCCGGGGUGGCAACCGGCGCCGCGCUCGGAUGCUGCGACGUCCUAGAGGCUGAGACCAGGGUGGUGUAUCAGCCGGUGACGCAGUUGCGACGAAUGGAGGCGAAACUCGUGCCGUGGGGGCAGGCGAACAAGGACCUGCGGCUCAUGGAGCAGGUCACCGGUUUGUUCGAUCGAAAGAACCACCUCGAUCUUCUGUUUCUACACUUGCUCCUCGUCGACGCGAGCGGCGUCCGAGUCCCGGCGGUGGACAUCAACCAGGACCUGAACCUGGGCAACGUCUGGUGCAUCGCCAGCAACUGCAACAAGCAGCUGCUGGAGUGUUACAAGAACGACAGGUGCAAGCUCUCGCUGGACUGCAUCGACGCUUGUGGCCUGAACGAUCAGGUUUGCACGUACACGUGCAUCAGGAGCUACCAGAACGAUCAGUUUCAGCUCCUCGCGCGCUGCAUGCUCCACAAGCACAACUGCCUCGGGAACGACGCCGUUCGCCCGGAGUUACCCGAGGUGCUCCCCAUGACGCACUUCAGGGGCGAGCCGUUGACGCACGACGUCGCCGAGGCCAUCAUGCAGGGGCACUACGGCGAGGGCGAGGGUAAAAAGCCGUACAGCUGGCUCGCCGUCGCCGGCCAGAACCCCGCGUACGAUCACUUCCCGUGCCAGUACCAGAUCUGGUACAGGGGUAAGGCCAAGGGUUCGUUCUGGUACAAUCCCGUGUUCAAGGUGCAAACCCUGGACGGGAAGGAGGUGUGGAGGCGAAGUGAUUACAGGUGCAAGCGCGGCGAUACCCCGGGGACGUUCUUCUUCUCGUUCAUGGACAACGGCGUGACUUCUUUGGAGUACUGGCGCAUAGUGGACGCGGCGGACGAUCUCUCCUGGUCGCUGUACUACUACGCGGGCGCGGCGAAGGUGGCAGGGCAGGCGUACAUCGGCGCGGUGCUCGCGACGAAGGAUGGGAAGUGGCCCGGGGAGGAGCACCUCGAGAGGAUUGAGAAGUCUUUGUGGGAGGGGUGUGGCGUGAAGCUGUGGGAGAUGUGCGAGGUGGAUAACUGCAACUGCGGAGGGGCGCCGCUGGACCCGUAUCAUGCGCCGGUGAUGAUGCCUUCGCUCCUGGACUCCACCGACACUGUGCUGCCUUAGACGUUCUUUAUGCGCUAACGUGUUGUUUCACUAGCUACGUG